AGAGAAUGACGUUUUCGACAAUGUUGGUAUUUCAGAUGUGAUCAAACAAUAAUUGCAUGAGUGCUCUAUCCUAUACUUCAUCUGUGGUAAAAUAUAAACAAUGAAAAAGAAUUUGACGAUGGAUGCGCGAAGACGUGAUAGAGAACAAAUUGGGUUAUGUGGAGUUGACAGAAUUUGGGGUAAAUCCCCGACGCGAAUUGAAGACUCCGACGAAGAUGAGGAGCUUAGCAAAUAUAAAGACAGUAUUGUGACAAGAGACAGGAAAAGGAAACACGAGAUGAAGAAAAAGAAAAGUAAAAAGUUAAAAAAGGAAAAGAAGGCUAAGAAAGAAAAGAAGAAGAAACGCAAAAAGAAGAAGAAGAAAUCUGAUAGUAGUUCUGACAGUGAAUCUGAAGAACUAGAAUGGGUAGAAAAGAACGGUGUUAAUGACAAAGCAAAGGUUAAGAAGGGAUCGAGUUCAGAUGACAGUGGCGAUGAAAGUGUAGUAGGACCAGUUCAAAAACCACAUGUAACAUUGUCUGCUAAAGAUUUUGGAAAAGCUUUGUUGCCAGGAGAAGGUGCUGCUAUGGCUGCGUAUGUUGCGGAAGGAAAACGUAUACCUAGAAGAGGUGAAAUUGGUCUUACAUCAGAGGAAAUUGCCUCGUAUGAAUCUGUUGGCUAUGUUAUGAGUGGCAGCAGGCAUCGCCGAAUGGAGGCUGUUCGUAUUCGUAAAGAGAACCAGAUUUAUUCUGCUGACGAGAAACGAGCAUUGGCUAUGUUCAGUAAAGAGGAACGACAGAAAAGAGAGAAUCUUAUCUUGGGACAAUUUCGAGAAAUGGUUAAUCAAAAGUUGGCACAGGAACAGAAAAACAAAUGAUUUUGUA
Molecule: messenger RNA, 863 nt
Organism: Megachile rotundata (alfalfa leafcutting bee)
Lineage: Eukaryota; Metazoa; Arthropoda; Insecta; Hymenoptera; Megachilidae
Biological process (GO): regulation of gene expression
Cellular component (GO): nucleus
Molecular function (GO): chromatin binding
Source: RefSeq, a predicted model, not a curated record